AUGGCUUUUAAGCAGGUCAGUUUCAUGAGUCUGCCGGAGACACCAGCAGGUCACGACGCAGAAGUUCGUGAAGCUCAAGGUCACUGCGUGAAUGGAGCAGAACCCCUACUUCGCAACCGCCCAGACUUUACUGAAGAUCCACCUCUGCUGAAUCAGUCGAAGGGUCUCAAACCGUCCUUCUGCAAAGCCAAUGGUCAGUGGCACAUUCUGAAAGGCAACAUCUGCGAAUGUCUACCAGGCUUUGAGGCCUCAAUUGAGGAGAAUCAGUGCACAAGUUGUCCCCUGGGCACCUACAAGGCGCUGUCAGGGCCGGGCUUUUGUCGACCCUGUCCUCCGAAUUCCAUUUCCGAGGCCUCCAUAGGGAGCAAAAGGUGUGUCUGCAGCCACCCCCUCUUCGUUUGGCACGUCCUUCCCGACGGUGGAAGUGGUGUCUGCUCGCCAGACUGCUCCUCCCUCACUACACGAUCGUCAGUGCAUCCGCAAGAGGUGAGAGAAGGUCACGGCAGUAGCGGUGACCAAAGUAUUCACACCUUCAACGCAGCUGCAAAUCGCAGGCAUGAGGAGGCCUCCUUCGUCCUCCCUGCAGAGGAGGAGGAGGAGGAGGAGGAGGAGGCACAGUUCGAGCAACUGCAUCACAACCGCUUGAAUGUGGUGCAUCAGUGA
Hydatigera taeniaeformis is the source of this 663-nucleotide messenger RNA. The record is from the annotation of a GenBank genome assembly. Lineage: Eukaryota; Metazoa; Platyhelminthes; Cestoda; Cyclophyllidea; Taeniidae.